Messenger RNA from Sorghum bicolor (sorghum), 1044 nucleotides. RefSeq lists its product as uncharacterized. The annotation marks the transcript as partial. The record is from RefSeq and is a predicted model, not a curated record. The transcript has a single exon. NCBI's taxonomy places the organism in Eukaryota, Viridiplantae, Streptophyta, Magnoliopsida, Poales, Poaceae.
AUGGAUGUGAAAAGUGCCUUUUUAAAUGGUUAUAUUAAUGAGCUUGUCUAUGUUGAGCAACCCCCCGGUUUUGAAGACCCUAGGUACCCCAAGCAUGUCUACCGGUUGUCCAAGGCUCUCUAUGGUCUCAAGCAAGCUCCUAGAGCUUGGUAUGAGAGGCUUUGGGAUUUUCUCAUUGAGAAGGGCUUCAAGAUUGGGAAAGUUGACACAACACUCUUCACCAAGAAAAUGAAUGGGGAAAUCUUCAUUUGCCAAGUCUAUGUUGAUGAUAUUAUCUUUGGCUCUACUAAUGAAGAUUUUUGCAAGGAAUUUGGUGAUUUGAUGUCCAAGGAGUUUGAGAUGUCCAUGAUUGGCGAGCUAUCCUUCUUCCUAGGAUUUCAAGUCAAGCAAAUGAAGGAAGGAGUCUUUAUCUCACAAGAGAAGUACACUCAAGAUCUUCUCAAGAGAUUCAAGAUGAUGGAUUGCAAGCCAAUCAAGACUCCCAUGGCAUCAAAUGGGCAUCUCGACUUGGAUGAGGGAGGUAAUCCUAUUGACAAGACUCUCUAUCGCUCCAUGAUAGGAAGUCUACUCUACCUCACCGCAUCUAGGCCCGAUAUAAUGUUUAGUGUGUGUAUGUGUGCAAGAUAUCAAGCAAUGCCUAUGGAAUCUCACUUGAUUGCGGUCAAGAGAAUUCUUAGGUAUCUAAAAUACACACCUUGCCUAGGCUUGUGGUAUCCCAAAGGUGCAAAAUUCCAACUUGUAGGCUAUUCCGAUUCGGAUUAUGCCGGGUGCCGGAUUGAUAGAAAAAGCACAUCCGGAGGGUGCCACUUCCUAGGUAGAUCUCUUGUCUCUUGGAUGUCAAAGAAACAAAAUUGUGUUGCUUUGUCAACGGCCGAGGCGGAAUACAUAGCCGCCGGUGCUUGCUGUGCACAAAUACUCUACAUGAAACAAACUUUGCUAGACUAUGGAGUAGUACUAGACAAAGUACCUUUGUUGUGUGACAACGAAAGUGCCGUAAAACUUGCAAACAACCCGGUUCAACACACCCGCACAAAACAUAUUGAC